AUUAUAGUUUUGACAUUGUUUUAUUGACGUUUGUUGUAAAAUUUGCUGUCGUUGCAGUUGUAAAUAAAUAAACUACAUUUUUAGUUCGAUUGUGAUGGAAGGCGUUUUAUGGAAAUGGACAAAUUACUGGAACGGUUGGCAGACAAGAUGGUUCGUUUUGGAGAAUGGUAUACUAUCUUAUUAUAAAUCAGAAGAGGAAGUGUUUCAAGGAUGCAAAGGCUCGGUGAAAGUAUCAGUAUGUCAAAUAAAUGUCAAUAAUAUCGACAAUACCCGUCUGGAUUUGGUUAUACCUGGCCAGCAACAUAUGUAUCUACGGGCACCUUCUCCUCAAGACAGGCAAAAGUGGUUGGUUGCUUUAGGAAGUGCUAAAGCAUGUGUUGACAAAACUGAUACAAUAGCCCCAGAAUUUGAUAAUUCUUUGGGACAUAAAAAGUCUGAAUUGAGGCUCUAUUGUGAUCUAAUGAUGCAGCAAGUGCAUUUUAUAAAAGGUGCAUCCUAUACCGACAGUCCAGAAAAUAAGAGAGUGGAAGAAGAAGUAAACCUGUUAAAAGCUACAUGUGAUACAUUUAUUAAAACAUUGGAAGAAAUUAUGAGAAUUGCCAACUAUAGCGGUAAUGCAACUGUACAUGAUAUGCCUAUUCCUAAUUUAAAUAAACUACAGAGCAACUCAAAAAAUACUAAAUCUCAUUUAAACAGGACAGUCUCACAAGAAAACAGAUAAAUAUUCAAAAAAUACAUUAACCCAAUUCCAAAAAAAAACAUUCACAUCAGUUUACUUAAUUAGGAAAUAAUUAAAGUAGUCACUAGAUUUUACAUAAAGUUGCUUAAAUUGGUUGUAUUUAAAUGUUAUUGUUUAAAAUUGUAUGUUUUAGUUAUAUUAAUAAGAAAAGGGCAAUCUAUUAAGUCUUGUUUUAUCCUUUUUUUAAUUGUGAAUAAUUUACUAUAAAGAGUUUAUAUUUUGACAUAACAUUUCUGUCCCAGUUUGAUAAGAUCUGAGAUAUGUUAAUUUUAUUUGAACUUAAAAUUGGUCCAAGUCAUACAUUGCAUUGAGCUGUUAAUAUAUUGAGCCGUAGCUCAACAAUUUGAGCCUGUUGUAUCUGAACUUUUUAGCUUCAGAGCUGAUUCAUACAAAUCUCAUUAUUUGAAUGUAAACCAAGAAAACAGUUAUUAGAAAUGUACUUUUAUAGACUUGAGGAAUGUAUUCCAUAAUAUCUAAUAUUGUUCUUACACUGUAUGUAAAUGUCUUGUUU
This is a messenger RNA of Papilio polytes (common Mormon), 1250 nucleotides long. Its product is annotated as pleckstrin homology domain-containing family A member 3-like. Lineage: Eukaryota; Metazoa; Arthropoda; Insecta; Lepidoptera; Papilionidae. Gene Ontology annotation, biological process: retrograde transport, endosome to Golgi; endosome organization; receptor recycling. Bases 95 to 721 code for a protein of 208 amino acids. The record is from RefSeq and is a predicted model, not a curated record. Gene Ontology annotation, cellular component: recycling endosome; early endosome; trans-Golgi network. The transcript is spliced from 5 exons.